Messenger RNA from Fulvia fulva, 4665 nucleotides. RefSeq lists its product as uncharacterized. The transcript is spliced from 5 exons. Bases 1 to 4665 code for a protein of 1554 amino acids. Gene Ontology annotation, molecular function: zinc ion binding. Lineage: Eukaryota; Fungi; Ascomycota; Dothideomycetes; Mycosphaerellales; Mycosphaerellaceae. The record is from RefSeq and is a predicted model, not a curated record.
AUGCUACAAAACCGUGACGCAGUUCAAGCGCCGGCCUUCGAUCAUGAGAUGAGGCCGUUUCAAAGCAGAUCUCUAUCACCAGCUCAGGAGAAGCCGACUCUCCAAUACAUUCGACAGUUGCGGAGCGCUCAAUACACCCAGUCUUCUACUACCAGCGAAGUAUUCAUCAUGGUCACGUACAAAUGUGCCGGUUGCGAGGAGCUAUUCGAGAAAGAAGAAGUCGUCUGGCUGAUACCGGGACAACACGAUACCUCUGUGUGCCUUGAACAAUGCGCUCCAAACCUUGCCGACCAGUUUCGGACUGCGAUCAAGAGCGAACAGAUCAGACCACCAGCAUGGGGCGGCUAUUACAUUCCUGUUGCGCAGCUGGAGCCGGUUCUCGGAGCAGACUUCGUCCAGCGGUACAACAUGGAGCUUGAGGAGCGGAAGACUUUGCUAAAGCUGCGUCGAUGCUGUCGUGUGACCGAUGCCCAGACUGGCAAGGAGUGUGGCGCCUAUAUUGGUCAAGCCAAACGCGGACCAACAGGAGAGCCGAGCAAGUACCUCUGUCGCGAAUGCUGGACUGAAGCCUGCGUAAUCUGUGGCGCACCCCUCAUUCCUGAGUCAGGAAACCUGCUGGAUCACGAAUGUUCCCACAUCGAACCGCAAUGUAAAUCAGAGGUCAUUCCCAUCGACGGCGCCGUGCAAGGAGAAGACUACCAAUACUGCCCACACUCGCAAUGCGGCCAAAUCAUCCAGCUGAUGGACGGAUGCAACGCCGUUCAAUGCAUCCAGAGAAGUUGCCAUACUCAGUUCUGUCUCUGCUGCGGCCAGAAAGCUCUGCACAAGUCGAACCACUGGCGAAAGAGACCAGGUGGUUGCCCUCGCUUUGGCAAGAGGAGCGCCAAGUGGGAGAUGUUCGAUCCUGUUGAAGCCUAUCCAGAGGAUCAAGGGCAGCCGGAGAUCUUCGCACCUUGGCCUACUCGAUACUACCGCGCCAAAAAUGCGCGCUUGCGGGUCACUGGACCUGUCUGCGAUCAUGACGGGGCUUAUCUUAACAAAUGCGCAAAGUGCGACGAGGAUGACCCCAAAGCGUGCGGACACCUGAAGAGAUCCUCUGCAGGCCUAUGCGUAGACUGUGGGAAAAACAAGACAGUUAUACAUCAUCGAAUGUCGGUGCAUUGUGGAUGGUUUGCUGAGCGCUUGUCGGCUUACCUGCGCCGCAAUUUCAUCGGCGUACAUCCCUUCAAUUGGCGUGCCGAACACGUGGAAGAAUAUCUGGGCUUUGAGUACACAAGCGUACCUGGUCAAAGUCGGAAGAAGAUCGGAGACUUGGUCUUUACUGCACACGAGGGUAAUCGAUAUGAUCCCCGAUCAUCAAUCGGCUGUUUCCUAUACGACCUUCAAGUUUUGGAGUGGCAGAACCAGAAGUUCUUCGUUGGAUUUCUCUGCUCGAUCCUCAAUGAGUGGGACUGGGAUGGUACUGAGGACCUUGCCGUCUGGGCAAAGUCCCACGGGAGCACCGUCCCCAACGACGCCAAGUUCGUGGAGGAAAGCAGCCGGCCAGGUAUCGAGGUGUUUCCAGAUACGAGUCCAUGGCUGGAUGAGGAUGAUGCGAUUUCGUGGGAGAUUGACUGGAAUCUCUUCAUCCAACAUAUCAGAGACUUCUCCCUAGGGCGGCAGCCAGUCCUGGCAAACUACCUCUCCUGGAUCGAGCCCUUGUCGACUUUCAAGCCGGGUGACCUUAACUCGAUCGACCUGAACAAGUACGCAGACAUAAGACUGGAACUGGAUUUUGUUGGAGGCCCUGACGACGAACGGACGGAUGAUUUCCUCUAUAGAUUGAAAUGCACUAGAUUGAAGAGUCUCGACGGCGAUGAGGGACGGGCGGCAUACGUUGCGUUGUGCAAUCGGAUUAUACCGUUGUUUGCGAACGACCUUCAGGGGUGGGAGGCGUUUGUGCGCACACUGCGCAUCCAUUACACCGCUGAAGCCGAAGCGAUGCCGCAGCCCUUCUUGGUAAAAGGGGAGAUGGUAGUGGAGGAAGUCUUCGUCCUCAAAGCACCAACAGAGGACCAAAACCACUUCGAACUGAUCAUACCGAUGGGCAAUCUCGAUACAGCAUAUGAGGAGCUACAACGCCUACACCCCAACCUUCAGAUCGCGCAGAAGUUUGAUCACAUCCACAAGGAAGAGGAAGACGACAAAGAGCCUUCGCCUUUAUAUCCACGCCGCGAUGAAGAUGUUCACCUUCUACUUUCCUUCGGCGAGGGUACGGGCUCCAGAAACGAGACCGUCAGCGAUGGACACGUAAUUGCCGUCCACGACGCCUGGUACACCCGUAACGGCGGUACUUACAAAGACCCUCCAGCAGCGCCUGAGUUCGAGAACAGGCACAUGUCCACAGAAUACAACAAGAAGAGUGGCAAACUGAGGUUCGAUGGCGACAAGAGGAAGCUGUUCUGGACUUGCGACACAGAUGAGACAAAUGUGCUGUCAAUUUCUAUCACAUCCAUCAAAACAGUGCAAAAGCUCCCAGCGGGAUCAAAACGCGGCCUCAGACUCCUCAUGCACCAAGGCUCCGAUAAACACUACCACACUUUCUGGUUCACAGAUGAGCACAAUGCGGACACUGACCUGUGGAACAUUAAGGCUUUGAUCGAGGAUCUGUCGCGAUGGCAGAAGGCCAAGAAGAAUGGAGGGCAUUUGGUAGAGGAGGAGGCUUGGUUGAAGGAUUCCAUGAAGAGUGCGGUGAUUGAGGGUAGUUCCGUCAAGUUUUGGGAUGCGAUGUUUACGAGGUUGCGGAGGUGGAUUGCUAGGGAGAGGAUGGCGUGGGUUGAUCUUGAUAAUGCGACGAGGAAGGUCAAGAGGGAUCUUAUGCCGCGUCAGAAUCAGGAUGGAGAUGUGUUCGACUACCUCACAACGACCACGGCGCCCUCAACCCAGGACCUCGCGCGCAUCUCGAGUGCAAUGGCGAUUCUCGCAAAUCUAUCAACGAGACUGGCACAGUUGGAGAGAGACAUCAAGCAAGAAGACGAGGACACCCAGGCACAACUCGAAGGCUUGACUGCAAGCAUUACUCGAGACGGGAAGGUGAUCGGAGAGCGACUAGCAGGACUGGCAGCAUGUAUGGCAGACGAGUUUGGCGAAGACCAGGAGGAUGCAGAGACGCUUGAGCACUUCCUACAGCCAUAUCACACAGAGACACAGCUUGACAGCACAUCGCCAGCCUCUGGUAUGGAAGCAGCGCCACCACGGACCAGACGCACUCCUCUAGACCGCCGCCAGCUCAACAACAGACGUCAAGACAGCAACACACCUACAGAGCCUAACGCCACCACUCGCAAGCGCAGAGCACCAGAAGUCGAAGAGACCACAGACGACAUCUCCACCAUCGCCAAUAACACCAAAGCCACUACUCGCAAGCGUAGAGCACCAGAAGUCGAAGAGACCACAGACGACAUCUCCACCAUCGCCAAUAACACCAAAGCCACUACUCGCAAGCGUAGAGCACCAGAAGUCGAAGAGACCACAGACGACAUCUCCACCAUCGCCAAUAACACCAAAGCCACUACUCGCAAGCGCAGAGCACAAGGAAUCGAAGAGACCACAGACGACAUCUCCACCAUCGCCGAUACCAACAACACUGGGAGAAAGCUCAGAACUUCGACGAUACAGCAGUCGAUGGCAUCUUUCGCGACAGACAACGAUUCCGUUGAAGACCUAGACGCCGAUCCCUACACCAUUCCAGAAUCCUCUCCCGAAGAAGAAGUGCAGAUCCCAGCAUUGUCUCGCUCCAUCACUCCAGGACUGCCGAGACCAACAUCGAAGAUGUCGAACAAGCCUUCCUCCCAAUCAUCUGUCAAGUCCAACACCAAAGCGUCCAGCUCAUACAAGAAGCAGCCAGUAGUCAAGAAUACGGCCAGCAUCCCACAACUCGGAGCAACUCUCGACAGCAUCAGAGUCUUUGAACCUCUCCCUAAACACCCCACCAUCAUCAAGAACGCAGCAGGCGACUGGGUCGAGCUCCGCUGCUGCGAAUGCAAAGGCAACUACUCCCUCACCACCAAGAAAUUCUUCAACGGUGUCAACGGCCUACGCCUCCACCUCCGCAAGUCCCAUACUCUGGACAAAGGCGUCCUAACCGACGAGAAGAUCAUCAACGCCUGCACGUUCCGCGAGACGACGAUCGAAGAGGUAUACGAGAUGAUGCGCCAUGGCGGGGCUGGAGACCUGGUGGCGAAGGUCACUUUCAAGACCGAUCACGUCGGGUCCAGCAUGUACACGAAGAGUCGGAACAAGAAGCAGGAGGGGAAGAAUGACUGGGACUUCAUUGCAGAGGAGGACCACUUCUUAGAUAAGUACGGCUGCAUCGUUCGCCACCCAGAUGGCCACUGGAUCGAGAUCUGCUGUCCCGUCUGCAAGGGCAACUACGACGAGAAGGAGGAGGAAUUCAUCAGCAUUGGCAUGUUGGGCUUCGUGGCCCACCUCGAAGAUGCGCAUGGCGAAAAAAUCGUGCAGAGUCCUCGCGAGCUGCUUGCUCGUAUGAAGGUGCGUGAUGUUAGCAAGGAGGAGCUCGAGCAUCUGGAGGUCGGGACUGAGGGUAUGGUGGUGGCCAAGAAUGUCUCUCGCACCAUCGUGGAUGUGAAGGAGUUGGAGGCGCGCGUUAGGGAUGAGGGGGCAUAG